This is a messenger RNA of Strongyloides ratti, 1383 nucleotides long. RefSeq names its product Glutamyl-tRNA(Gln) amidotransferase subunit A, mitochondrial. Bases 1 to 1383 code for a protein of 460 amino acids. Gene Ontology annotation, molecular function: glutaminyl-tRNA synthase (glutamine-hydrolyzing) activity. The transcript is spliced from 2 exons. Lineage: Eukaryota; Metazoa; Nematoda; Chromadorea; Rhabditida; Strongyloididae. Gene Ontology annotation, biological process: mitochondrial translation; glutaminyl-tRNAGln biosynthesis via transamidation. The record is from RefSeq and is a predicted model, not a curated record. Gene Ontology annotation, cellular component: glutamyl-tRNA(Gln) amidotransferase complex; mitochondrion.
AUGGAAAAUAUUACCAAUGCUAUAAAAAAUGCUGCUAAAAAUAGAAUUUACAAUGCAUUAGUUUGUGAAACAUUUGAAUUAGCUGAAAAACAAGCAUUAGAAGCAGUCAAAAAAGGAUUAACACCUUUUCCUAUAGUUAUAAAAGAUUGUUUUGCAGUUAAAGAUUUACCAUUGACAUGUGCAUCAAAUAUGUUAAAAAAUUUUAAGGCUCCAUAUACAGCUACUGUUGUUGAUAGAUUAUUUAAGAAUGGUGGUUGUAUUAUUGGAAAAGGAAAUAUGGAUGAAUUUGCCAUGGGAGCAUCAUCAAAUGAUUCAAUUUUUGGAGGAGUAAAAAAUGGUUUUACUAAACCUGAAGAUUUAGAUAAUAAUUGGCUAAUUGCUGGUGGGUCUUCGGGUGGAUCUGCUGUUGCUGUUCAACUAGGAAUAGCUGAUGUAGGUAUUGGUUCAGAUACUGGUGGUUCAUCAAGAAAUCCAGCAGCAUUUUGUGGUUUAGUUGGUUUCAAACCAUCAUUUGGUGCUUUAUCAAGAUAUGGCCUUGUUCCACUAGUUAAUUCAUUGGAUUGUCCCUCUAUUAUAGCAAAAAAUGUAGAAUCAACAAAGAACUAUUUUAAUAUGAUGAGAGGUAUUUGCAAACAUGACAGUACUUCAUUCGAUUCUUCAUUAAAAAAAAAUAAACGUGAAAAAAAUAAAUUGCGUGUUGGUAUACCAAUAGAAUAUUUUCCCGAUAGUUUAACAGAAGAGGCUAAAAAUGCUAUAAAUAUUGUGGCAAAUAUAUUCGAUAGUAUGGGAUAUGAAAUCAAACAUAUUUCUUUACCUCAUACUGAAUAUUCUAUAGUUUGUUAUCAUAUUAUUAAUGAGGUUGAUGUAACAUCAAAUAUGGCACGGUAUACAGGUUUAUUUUAUGGUGAAUCAACAAAUUAUAAAAUAAAUGAAAAUAUUUUAUUUGCUAAUGAUUGGAUUGCUAAUAAUAGAACACAAAAUUUUAAUGAAACAGUUAAAAGAAGAAUAUUUGCUGGAAAUUAUUUUACCAUGAAAAAGCAAAAUAGAAAACACUAUAUAGAAGCUCUUAAAGUACGAAGAUUAAUAUUUAAUGAUUUUCAAAAUGCAUUUUCAAAUGAAUGCGAUAUUAUUUUAACACCAGUUACCUCUUCAACACCUCCUUCAUAUAAAUCUUACAAUGAGGAUAAAAUUAAUUGUGAAAGAAAAGACGAUUAUUUUACACAAUCAGCAAAUAUGGCGGGUAUACCCGCUAUUUCAUUACCUGCUUUUAAAAAUCAAACAAAUGGGAUUUCUUUGUCUGUUCAAUUGAUGAUGAACUUUGAUAUGGAUGAUACAUUACUUGAUGUUUCAAAACUAUUGGAAAAAUAUCUUUCAUCACUAUAA